UUUUCUUUCAUUUUCCUUUCUUCCAGAUCAGAAACUAUUGAUCAUACAAAGGAUCAAAAACUUGGAAUCACCUUUAUUCUGUGGGCUGUGAUUUUCAGAUGAGAAUACCAAGAGGCAGGUACUUUGCUGCACUAGAUAUCAGGAAGUGGAAUUGCUGGGCCAACUAUACAUAUUCUAACGGGCACAGUGUCUGCAUCAUUCCUCUGGUGUCUCCUGACACACAGCACAGAUGAAAAUGGCGAGUGACCUGACUUGCCUUCUGCUCGACUUCUUUGUCUGUCUAGUCCUAAUCCAGCUGCUCACUCCUUGCUCAGCUCACUUUGCUGUACAUGGACCCGCUGGGCCCAUCCUGGCCAUGGUAGGCAAAGAUGCCGAUCUGCCCUGUCACCUGUCCCCAACGAUGAGCGCAGAGACCUUGGAGCUGAGGUGGGUGAGAUCCAGCCUUAGACAGGUAGUGAACGUGUAUGCCAAUGGAAAGGAAGUGGAAGAUAAACAGACUCCAGAGUAUCGAGGGAGAACGUCCAUUCUACGAGAUGACAUCACCGCAGGGAAGGCUACUCUCCGAAUACACAAUGUCACAGCCUCCGACAGUGGAAACUACCUGUGUUAUUUCCAAGAUGGCAACUUCUACGAAAAGGCCAUGGUGGAGCUGAAGGUAGCAGCACUGGGUACUGAUCUUCACAUGGAAAUGAAGGGUUAUAAGGAUGGAGGAAUCCAACUGCAGUGCAGAUCCACUGGCUGGUACCCCCAGCCCCAAGUGCAGUGGAGAGAUGCCAAAGGGGAGAUCAUCCCAACUGUGGUGGCACCUGUGGUUGCAGACAGAGUGGGCCUGUAUGCAGUGGCAGCAUCUGUGAUCAUGAGAGAAAAUUCUGGGAAGGAGGCAUCCUGUACCAUCAGAAAUUCCCUCCUCCAGCAGGAGAAGACAGCUAGGAUUUCCAUCGCAGACCCCUUCUUCCAGAGCGCUCAGCCCUGGAUCGCUGCCCUCGCCGGGAUCCUGCCUGUCUCGCUGCUACUUCUAUCAGGGGCAGGUUACUUCCUGUGGCGACAACAACAGGAAAAAAAGACUCUGUUCAACGAAAAAAAGAGAGAGCAGGAAAUGAGAGAAUUAGCACAGAGCACAAUGAAGCAGGAACGAAGCAGAAGAGAGAAGCUGGAGGAUGAACUCAAAUGGAGAAAAAUCCAGUACAUGGCUCGUGGGGAAAAGUCUCCAGCCUAUGAUGAAUGGAAAGCGGCCCUCUUCCAAGCUGAGGAUGUGAUUCUGGAUCCAGAUACAGCAAACCCCAUCCUCCUUUUGUCUGAGGACUUGAGGAGUCUGCAGCUUGCAAAGGAGAAACAGGACCUGCCAGACAUACCUGAGAGAUUUAAUUGGCAUCACUGUGUGCUUGGCCAUGAGAAUUUCACAUCGGGGAGACAUUACUGGGAGGUGGAGGUGGGGGACAGGAAAGAGUGGCAUAUUGGGGUGUGUAGGAGGGAUGUGGAGAGAAAAGGUUGGGUCAAAAUGGCACCUGAGAAUGGAUUCUGGACUAUGGGACGGUCCGAUGAGAAUGACUUUCGGGCUCUCACUGACCCCAGAACAAAACUGACGCUUGCUGAGCCCCCUGAAAAAGUGGGUGUUUUCCUGGACUACGAGACUGGGGAGGUCUCAUUCUACAAUGCCAUAGAUGGAUCUCAUAUUUAUACCUUCCUGCACACCUCCUUCUCUGGGCCUCUGUAUCCUGUUUUCAGAAUUUUAACUUUGGAGCCCACUGCACUGACCAUUUGCCCAGCAUCAAAAGUCGUGGAGAGUUCCCAUAUUCCUGACUUAGUUCCGGACCUUUCCCUGAAGACCCCAGUUACCCCAAGUUUAACUAAUGAAACUACUGAGCCUCAGGGUGAAGUGAUGUGUCCACUUCUCCCUGCACAGUCUGGAGCUGAAGGUCUCCCUCUGCACAGCAGCCAUCACAACCAUGAAGCUACGUGCAUACACUGAAGCACUUUGCUGAUACUCAUUCAGUUAUGCCAUAUGACAGUAGUUUCAGCUUGGUGCCCCUUUAUUAUCUAUCCCCUUGUACAGGUAAGGAGAAGGAGACUGCACAAAAGUGAAUUAACUUUCCAAAGGUGACAUGGCUGGGACCUGAACAACAAUAACCACCAUUUAUAGAGAACAUAAAAUAUACUGGUUGCUGCGCUACCAUGCACUAGGUAGGUUUCACGCAUGUAACCCUGACAACUCCCCGUGGGGGAGUUUCAUUUUGCAGAUGGGGCAGCUGAGGCAGGGCAAAAUUAAAUCACUUCAGUAGCUCAUGAAAUAAGUUGUACAGUUGGGAGAUACUCAGCCUUGGUCCUUGACCACCUGCCCGUUCUUUUCUAGUUUCAUUUUCUGCACAGAAAGGGACUAUGUGCAUCCCUGAGGUUCUCUUUCCAGAGAGGCUGCGGGGUAGGGAUCAUUGUAGGUGGCUGCGGCCAUCACACCCUUCCUGAGCCAUUCCCAGCUGAUUGUCAAAGCUUUACACCCAGCACUCUUUGGGACUGGCCUUGCAGGGUGUCUUCUUUCAGAGAAAAAACUCCCUUUAACUGUGUUACACGUUACUGUGGAAGGGAAUAGAAGCCAAAUUCUGAAUUAAUAAUUGCACAGCAUAGGUGUUGCCACUCUAUCAAUGUGGUAAGUGAUCCUAUGUUGCUGGUGUCUAGGAAUUGUGGCUAGUAACCUAAAGAUUGUCAAUGAAACAAGAAUUUGGGAGGAGGGGCAGUGCCUGUGGCUCAAUGGAGUAGGGCGCUGACCCCAUAUGCUUGAGGUGGUGGGUUCAAGCCCAGCCCCGGCCAAAAACUGCAAAGAAAAAAAAAAAAAAAGAAUUUGGGAGGAGGAAAGAAGCUAGAAGAAUAGCGGGGGUAUAGUUAAUCUCUCUGUGGAAUCCAUCUGCAGGAAAGGGAUAUAUUUACUUUGAUCAUUGUGAAUAUAUAAAACCACUAUUCCUUUCAACUGAAAGAUGCUAAGACAACUGUUCUAACUUAUCGUAUGUUAUUAUUCACCACUGUAUACCUUCUUCUAGCAUGUACAUGUCAUAUUUUAUUUGAACAAUAAAAUUGUUAGUAAUCCUCCCUCUUUCCAUUUGGAGUCUUCCAGGCUCUUAAAGGUCUGCUCAGCACAGUGGAGUGGCCUUAC
Molecule: messenger RNA, 3142 nt
Organism: Otolemur garnettii (small-eared galago)
Lineage: Eukaryota; Metazoa; Chordata; Mammalia; Primates; Galagidae
Product: butyrophilin subfamily 3 member A1
Exons: 11
Coding region: 230-1969 (579 amino acids)
Biological process (GO): regulation of cytokine production; T cell receptor signaling pathway
Cellular component (GO): external side of plasma membrane
Molecular function (GO): signaling receptor binding
Source: RefSeq, a predicted model, not a curated record